AUGAACCUUUGGGCACCAUCUUUUCUGAGUGCUGAGCUGAUAUUCUUUGCAGUGACAGCCACAGGAUUGCUCAUUAAGCCCCGAGAGGGCAGUGUCGCUGGAGGAACGUGGAUUACUAUUACCCUGGACGGCUCAACAUCCCACCAGCUACAAGGCAUCUCUUCAGCCAGCGUGUCCCAGCUGGAGGUGUUCCUGGUGAAUCCUGACCUGCCCACAUUGCCGUGUGAUAUCUCUCCUCUGUAUUUGGACUUACACACUAUAAGAUGCAGAACAAGGUCUUCACCCCAGGAGAGUUUGUACUAUGUGGAGGUGAUCUUUAAAGGGCAUGUAAUUAACAACCUGACUGGGGUGGAGAAAGAAAACUAUACUUUCAAGUUCUCUGCUGUGCAGACACCUGUGGUUCACCAAAUUAGUCCACCAUCUGGCAUCCCAGGAAAUUUAAUAGAGAUCUAUGGGAAGAUAAUUGCUGGAAGAUAUGAGACCCUGGACUUCAAUGUGGAUUAUAUUGAUGGGUAAUUAUAUAUAGGAUGCUAUUUGACCCAGUCCCUGUAAAUUGGCAUUUCUUCCAUCAGCCUCCUUGACAGCAAUAAAUUGCAACCAGUUGGCCCAGAAUUGCCAUUUACUUCCUUUGUGGUUUAUUGCAGCUCAUGAGUUGGGCUCCAGCAAACUUUGUUAAUCUAAUUGCAACUGGUCCAUUAAGCUAGUUGGUUUGUUUACUGGCAGCACAGUCAAUCACAGCUCAGUGUGAAUUGUACUGUAAUUGCAUCUGGUUGCUGUAGAUUUUAUUUUGGUUAGCAAAUUAAAAUUUAACUAAUUAAAAUAAUGUCAGAAUCUAAAAGUUAAAUAAAUUUUCCCUUCCAUUUGC
Pelecanus crispus (Dalmatian pelican) is the source of this 865-nucleotide messenger RNA. NCBI's taxonomy places the organism in Eukaryota, Metazoa, Chordata, Aves, Pelecaniformes, Pelecanidae. The record is from RefSeq and is a predicted model, not a curated record.